Messenger RNA from Nematolebias whitei (Rio pearlfish), 1295 nucleotides. It is a transcript of the gene blcap, whose product is annotated as bladder cancer associated protein. Bases 298 to 561 code for a protein of 87 amino acids. The record is from RefSeq and is a predicted model, not a curated record. The transcript is spliced from 2 exons. Lineage: Eukaryota; Metazoa; Chordata; Actinopteri; Cyprinodontiformes; Rivulidae.
UGUGUGCAGUUGUUAGCUGGUUAGCAUGCUAGUUAGCUCAGUUCUCAGACUGUAGCUGACAUAUUUCUUUCUGGUUGUUAGUAUUUGCUUAGAAUGAGCCCUAAAGAUGUCAGGGAUGACCCGACGACGAUAAACUCAGACUGCUUUGACCUGCAUCAUUCUAGCUCUGUCGGAUAGGACCGCUCUCUCACCACCUGAACCAUCUGCUUUGGAUCGAUUGUUUCUUCCGUUAAAGACAACAUUUAACCCAGGAUUGUACAACCCAUUAAGUCCCGAUCGACUCCUCCAAACGUGACGAUGUAUUGCCUGCAGUGGCUGCUCCCCGUGCUGCUCAUCCCCAAGCCGCUGAACCCGGCCCUGUGGUUCAACCACUCCAUGUUCAUGGGCUUCUACCUGCUCAGCUUCCUGCUGGAGAGGAAACCCUGCACCAUCUGUGCCUUGGUUUUCCUGGCUGCGCUCUUCCUCAUCUGCUACAGCUGCUGGGGCAACUGCUUCCUCUACCACUGCCAGGACACCGUGCUGCCGGAUGCCGCCCACGACCCCGACAUCAUCGGGACCUAAGAGGGGGCGACGAGGUCUGCUGAGGAGAAGGGAGAUUUACUGUAGAAUGAUACUGCCAUGCUGUUCAGGGUGGGGGGAUGGAUGACGCUCAGCCAAGGACGAUCCAUCCGAGGAGGCUGGAGAGAUGUAAAGGAGGGGAAAUGUUCAUUUCUACUUUGUGUCAGGAAAAAAAACUAGCAUCCAAACAAGAAAUGCAAAGGGAAGCGUGAACCUGACGCUGAGAGGAUUUGUUUCUUUCAGACAACAUUCAGUAAGGAGUUUCAGUGUUCCUGUAGUUCUUUUUAAAAUAGCAAAUGUUUUGUUCCUCAGGCUGCCCAAGCUCUUUAAGAAGAACCUGCACUGGUAAACAACAAACAUAGGAUGUCUGUUCCUCAUCACACACAAAGAGAGCACACCGACAGCCACCCCGACUGAAACCCACCACAGCUGGGACAAACUCUUUAGUCUUCUUCUCGUGCAUGGUUUGAAGUUUCUGUUUUCCUAAAUGUUCUGAACUGAAACUAAAUGCUGAAUGUGUGCAAUCAUUUUAUCGUUCUGAUUCUGCUGAAGAGCGUACGAACGUGGUGACGCUUCAGGAGUUGACGUUUUUCAUCUGUAAGAAACCCGGCGAGCGGUUUGAGGAAGUGCUACCUGUAGUUUCAGGUGUUCAGCUGUCACACGUCACUGGGAAGUGUGAGGAACGUCUGAGAACAUGUUCACUCUGGUUUUAAUUUAAAUAAAGUCUUUCUUCUCUA